Messenger RNA from Pichia membranifaciens NRRL Y-2026, 861 nucleotides. RefSeq lists its product as hypothetical. Gene Ontology annotation, cellular component: mitochondrial membrane. The transcript has 2 exons. Lineage: Eukaryota; Fungi; Ascomycota; Pichiomycetes; Pichiales; Pichiaceae. Gene Ontology annotation, molecular function: ferrous iron transmembrane transporter activity. The record is from RefSeq and is a predicted model, not a curated record. Gene Ontology annotation, biological process: iron import into the mitochondrion. Bases 1 to 861 code for a protein of 286 amino acids.
AUGUCGCAGACACUCGAAAUAGACUACGAGGCGCUCCCGGACAACUCGCCGCUGGUGUCGCAGUUGCUGGCGGGCGCCUUUGCCGGCGUGAUGGAGCACACAAUCAUGUUCCCGAUCGACUCGAUCAAGACCCGGAUGCAGACGCUCAAAAUCAAGUCCACCGACGGCAUAAUAGCUUCGUUCUCCAAGAUCAGCGCCUCCGAGGGCGCCUUUGCGCUCUGGCGGGGGGUGUCGUCUGUUGUUCUAGGCGCCGGCCCGGCCCACGCCAUCUACUACCUGGUGUUCGAGACCACGAAAACCGCCCUGUGCAACAACAAGCAUCCGUUGAUUGCCAGCGUCAGUGGUGUUGCGGCAACCAUCACGUCCGAUGCCUUGAUGACCCCCUUUGACGUGGUCAAGCAACGAAUGCAGAACAACAACAACACACACACCUUCAGGUCGAUAUACAAAACCUCCUCCCACAUCUACCGCACAGAGGGCCCCAGAGCCUUCUUUGUCAGUUACCCCACCACCUUGAUCUUGAGCAUCCCCUUUGCUGCCUUGAACUUCGGCAUCUACGAGUUCUCCUCUGACAGACUCAAUCCGGACCAGCACUACAACCCAAUCAUCCACUGUGUCAGCGGAGGCAUCUCGGGGGCCUUUGCAGCAGCCAUCACCACGCCCUUGGACUGCAUCAAGACCGUCCUCCAGACAAAGAGCAUACCGGAGGCCCACGGCUUGGUGUCUGCCGCCAGAGGACUUUACCUCCAGGGCGGGAUCCACUCCUUCACAAGGGGCCUAAAGCCCAGAGUCGUCUUCAACGUGCCGGCCACUGCCAUCAGUUGGACAGCCUACGAAAUGGCAAAAGCCUACCUACUGUAA